Cygnus atratus (black swan) is the source of this 5479-nucleotide messenger RNA. It is a transcript of the gene ECHDC1, whose product is annotated as ethylmalonyl-CoA decarboxylase 1. The record is from RefSeq and is a predicted model, not a curated record. Lineage: Eukaryota; Metazoa; Chordata; Aves; Anseriformes; Anatidae. The transcript is spliced from 7 exons. Gene Ontology annotation, molecular function: enoyl-CoA hydratase activity. Gene Ontology annotation, cellular component: cytosol. The coding region runs from base 228 to 1130 and encodes 300 amino acids. Gene Ontology annotation, biological process: fatty acid beta-oxidation.
GGCGGUUCCCGGCGGGGCCGCUUUCCCCGCAGCACCGCCCGGCCGGGGGAAGGGGAGCGGCGGGGCCGGGCCGGGCCGCGGGCAGGUUUUGUGCUUCUGAUCCCUCGGCCUGCUUAAGAUCUGCUCACUGCUUUCUUCCGGCUGAAGUAAAGCCAGCCGGAGAGGCGUCUGCCCGCAGCUUGCCUCGGCUGGUAGUUGUUGGAAUGGGAAGAACCUGCAGGUAAGAAAUGGCAGUUUCUCUAUGGAAAAAAAUAUUUCAGACUACAAAGGAAAGGAUACUACAGCAGAGAAGGGUAUCACUGUAUAAUAUUGCUCAUGGCUAUGAGGAAGAAUUGAUAAAGAAGAAACUGCAACAGUUUGCUGGUGGAUCCAUCAACCUUUCCAAAGAAGAUAAUGGCAUUGGAAUACUUACCUUGAACAACCCACAGCUAAUGAAUGCCUUCACAGGCACUAUGAUGCUAGAACUCCAGGAGAAGGUAGCUGAACUGGAAAACUGGAAGGAUGGCAAAGGCCUUAUCAUCUGUGGUGCAGGAAAUACUUUUUGUUCAGGAUCUGAUUUGAAUGCUGUCAAAGCAAUAUCCAACUGCCAGGAUGGGAUGAAUAUGUGCAUGUUUAUGCAAAACACCUUAACCAGACUCAUGAGAUUGCCAUUGAUCAGUGUUGCACUAAUCCAAGGAAAAGCUAUUGGAGGAGGAGCAGAGCUUACCACAGCAUGUGAUUUCAGGCUGAUGACGCCUGGCAGCGAAAUUCGAUUCGUCCAUAAGCACAUGGGUCUGGUUCCCGGCUGGGGAGGAGCUGCCAGGCUGGUGCGAAUCGUUGGCAGCGGGGCUGCCCUCCGCCUGCUGAGCGGGGCCCUCAAGGUGGACCCUGAAAGAGCGCUGCGCCUCGGGCUUUCGGAGGAAACCUUGCUGCCUUCAGAGGAAAGCAGAUCUCUCGAAGAAGCUCGAGCCUGGCUGAGUCAGUACACAGAGGGUCCAGCUAGUGUGAUUCGGGCUGUGAAACAGGUGGUCACAGCAGGAAGAGAGCUACCUCUGGAAGAUGCCUUACGGACAGAGAAGGACGUUUUUGGAACUGUGUGGGGUGGGCCUGCCAAUUUGCAGGCACUGGUUAGAAGGCCAAAACAUAAAUGAUGGUCAAUGCAUAAGGAAUGUUCUUGAUAUUUUGCAAAGCUUUCACUGAAACAGGUGUUAAAAGUGAAUCAUUUAAUGCCAGUUCUUAACAUUCCUGUCAUUCGUGUCUGGCAGACAUAUUUGGUGUGCAACCGCAGAGAAAUUGCCAGAAAACUUACUGUUCUAAUCACCCACUGAAUGGAGAUUAGUGAAAUUAGUAUGUAAAGGUAAAUACUGUGCUGAGAAUAGAACUAUAAUGCUUUUGGAAUGAGGCUGAAGAUUAUUUUCUUUGGAGUUAAUUUUGUUUUUCUAACUGGUAUGGAAAUGAUUUGCUUGAGAGAUGAGAGGUUUAUUUAUUUACAGAGCAGGUGCGCCUAAAGCUGUAAAACCUGACUUCCCAAACAUGUGGCCAGUGUCUUAAAGCAACUUUGUAGGGAUGGUAACUGGUGAGAUGAUAUUUUUUUCUGUUUUCAUCUUCAGUCAGUUCUGGGUAUAAUUGCUGAGAAAGUGAUAUGGCAUUUUUAAUGGUGAUUGUUAUAUAGAAGCAGCUCUAGCUCACUGAAGAGCUUGUAGCCCUUGUUCACUGACAUGGAGCCAAAUCUUUAAAUGCAUUUAGGUGUCUACUGACUGCUUUGGGAACCAGCGAUCUUACAUAUGUAUCUGCACAUUCCCACAGCCUGGAUCUGAUACUGAGCACGUGCAAAGCUGCUGACCUGAUUCUUCACUUAAAAUCAAGCUGAAAUCUUAGAAAGCCACGAUGCGUAAUGCUCCCAGAUGGUAUUUUGUUGACUGGAUGGUCUCGGUACUUCAGCAUUCUGGAAGGACUUGUCUGCCUUUUAAAGUACAUUUACUCACAGGGCACAUUUGGGCUGUGAAAGACCAGACAACUUGGAACUUGAUCUCCAUGCCAGUGACUGUGUGAAUAACCAGAUAAUUCAGUGGGGACAGUAUUUGCUUUAAAAAUUAGAAACUGAGUCCCUGCUUUGGGAGAUGAUUCUUGAUUUAAAAUGAAAUAUAUUUGGUAGCAAAAAUGUACAGACAUAUACAUGACUGAGAGUUUCCUGUAUUGUUGAUUAAAAGGCACUUAUCUCUAAAUCAAGCAGGGUCGAUACCUGAGCCUGGGACCCAUGUCCCCCCCAAGGGAGCAUGUUAAGGAGGAAACUGGGAUGUUUUGCAUUGACGUGCAUUCUUGCUGUGACCAGGCAUAACUAACAGGUAUGUGGUACAAGCUCCCUUAGGAAAAUGAGGUGAUUCCUUGCAGGGAAAUCCAUGUUAUGGUAUCUACAGUGUGGCAGAAUUACUGAGUUUGAGAUGGUGAGGAUUUUGGGACAGAUUAACAAUGGGAAUUAGGCUUGGAUUGCCUGCUAAGAUUCUAAAGCUUUUGAGCAUAUGCUAUGCUCCGCUGGGUAUUUUAUUAUGUGGCUUUCACAGUGGGGAGUGUGUAUAGCCUGAAGCAAUGCUGAAGGAAGGGAUGUGUUCUGAGCUGGCACCUCACAGAAGAUAAGCAACUUACCCUGUCCUGUUGAUCCCUCCUUUCUCCCUUUGCAACUGAAACUGUUGAAAGGUUUCGAACCUCUCUUCCCCAACAAUAACGUUCAAUGUUUACUUCCAAGUUAGAGACAGGAAUGGGAACAGGUAGGAGAGGGUAGUGGUCUGUUUUGUGCUCCACCCUUUUUUUCUAUCCAACAGCUCACUGUUAGUCCAGUGCAGCUGGAUUUCAAACCCAUGACUUAGGAGGUAAGGAUGUUUUAAUACAGUAAGGCAAAACUUAACUGUUUAGUAAUGAAGCUGAUGUGCUUUUCAUGAAGUUCAUCAAGAUUCAUGAGGGAUUCCAGACUGCCAACAUCACUGAACUUUCAGAGCAUGUGUCACUCCAUGCUCACCCAAUUCCUACUCAACUUUUUGAAGCAGUAGCACAUCGCUUUGUUAUUAGUCAAAACAAAAAAGUACUUUCAAUGGCAGCUAGUUAGAUCUUUUAUAGCAACAAGAAUAAAUUUGCCAUUACUAACAUUGUGAUUAUGUUUUUUAAAAUGGGUGUGAGUAUUACUUAGAACCUGAACAAGACCCUUGAAUAUUUUUAUUUUUCAGGUGUCAGGUUGUAAGGUCCAAUAGCAUAUUCUGCGAACUGCGAGAUAUAAAUUUGAAAGGGAGGAAACUAGCAGAGAAGCAGCGUGUUUUACUUGCACAUUUUGAAGUAGACCUGUGCUGACAGUAAGUAUAACUUAGUAUGUGUAUCUUACUGGGGAGCUUUUUCCAGUUCAAUUUGUAGACAACGAGUUUACUUCUCAUUUCAGCAAAUGCAUUUCUCCAGCUAUCCUCUCUGAUUUGUAUCAAAGCCAAUGUUUGCUUCUAAUAACAGCACAAAUAAUUAACUGGUGCUAGAAAUGGCUAAGACCCUUUCAGAAAAGGUUACAGAAACUCAUUUUGUCGUCUGAUCUGUUGGAAUCACAAACAUACCACACACUGCUAUAGGAGAUUCUCAAGGUAAUUAUAGGCGUUUGUUUUGAUCAAGGAUUUUUGUGCUCAGCCUAAUGCUGUAUUCUAUAAUAUUUUUUUUUCUGUUUUAAAAACAAGCGUAGCCCUUAUUAUGAAAACCAGGAUAACUAAAUUACCAUGAGUGAUAUCACAAGGGCUCCAGACUGAGAUGAAAUGGAAUCCCAUUUUAGCAAUUGCAAACCUAAAUGCUCAAUUUCAUAGAUCACUUUAUCAUCAUCUUACAGUGACAAAUACCUGUAACCAGCAGCUAAUAGGCAUUUAUAUAUAUAUAUUACAAUUUAUUAAAGACUACAAGCUUUACUUUUUUGUUCCCCUUUAGAAAUGACCUAAAACCAAACAAGCGCUAAAUGCACAGAAUGAAUUAGAAACCCAUGUUCAAAAUUGAUCCUCCCAGUCUCCUAAUUAAAUGGAGCGCUAGCUUUUCUAUUUCCUAGGGGCUAGUUUGCCAGCUCCCUCCUCAGCAAACGAGGUUUCACAUUACACUGUGAAACGCCUGUCUUGUUCCUUGCCUCUGUGUAUUGGGACACCCCGAGUACUUACUGGGGGUGCGGAUUCUGAGCCGAGUGUUCAAUCGCCUGAUACGGUCACACUGGGGGUCACUUUUAGCAAUAUUGAUAGUUUCCCAUAUUUGCCGCAGGAAUAUACUUACCAAAUGGGCAACUGAGGUGUUCUUCCUGAAUGCGUGGUUUGCUGUGUGUUUUUUUACUGUGCUGGAGGAGUCCUGUAUCUGUAGCUAUCUAUUCUGGAAAUGAAGAGAUGCAGUACAGAUUUUGUAGUAUUUUAAUAUCCUCUUUCCUCUCCAUUCUGAGUUUCUAUAGCUAUUCUCUACAAGUUGAAAAAUCGUGUAUGCAGAGAGUUACAGAAAAACAUACGAUGCAGCGUGGCUGUAGCUUGGCUAAAAUAGAGAACAAGUAUCCUACUGAUGGUAAUGAUUUAAAUAUAAGAUGGGAAUUACAGGUUACUGUGUCUUCCUAGCUUGAUCUGGGGUGUGUAUUUGCCACUCCGAUGAUUAGCUGUUAAGCAGUUAUCAGCCUUACUUUAACUAAUUUCAGUAAUUCACAGCUGCGGUCAGCCAGCAGGAGCCAAAGGCAGCAUCAUGGGUGUUUGGCCUGAAUGGAGGUCUGCCUCUACUUUGGACAAGAACCCCCAUGGAUAACCACUAAUAAAAUGCAUUGUAUGUUAUUUGUGCUGAAAGUCCUCAAAUUGAGCAUAUAUAGCAAGUCUUGUAUUUUGCAUCUUGCUAUAACAGUGCAUAACCUCGCAGUAAGUGAAAUGCACGCGAAUACCGGAAGCAUUCUUACUGUGUGUUUUUACAGCACAGAGUUAGAUUUUGAUUAGCGCCAUCGCAUGCUAACUAGAAAGAAAAAAGGCAGGUGACAACUAACAAAUGGAAGAAAAGACAUUCCAAGUUCUUUCCUUCCAAAGUUCACAUUGCUGGCUUAUUGCCUUAUAGAACUAUGAAGUGGUAAGAAAGUAAUACUCCUUAUUCCAUCUAAGUCUCCUCCUGUGCCAUCUCCUUUGUUCACUGGACCCACUGUCUCACCUUGCGGGCAAAAAUAAAACCCAGAAACUGGAAGACUUUCACAGCUUUGUCUAUGAAUAGGCAUUUCAGCCAUUGUAAGGAAAAUGUUUUAGAAGCUUAAGUGUACGGUUUUUAGCACCUUUUGUUUCAAGAUUUGAAAUAAUUGCAUUUCAGCUAUUGGCCCUUCCUAUUCAGGGAUAUAUGUACUAAGAAUUGGGGUUUAAUUAGCUUUAUUUUAAAGAUUAAGCCAAAUCAACAGAUGACCAACCACCAUUUUUCAGAAUGAGAAAUAACUGCUAUAGAAAAAAAACUGUUGUACUUUUCAAGUUUGUAGAAACUGGGAGAUGUAGUA